AUGAUUCUCUGCACUUGACCUGCAAGAACAGCGUGGGAGCAGACCGGUACCGCGUGUUCCUGCGAGGAGCAGAAUCCAGCCAUAAGAUCCCCCCUGAUUUCAAGCUCAACUUUAGAUCUGUCAUGGCAGGGCCAAUUAAUCAAGCAAGAGCGAAGAUUUCAAAAAUAUUUAAUGGGGAACCACAGUCAUACACACGCUUCAACUUGGCCCAGAACACUGAUGGGGACAACAGUCAUGUGGAGGUAAAGCUCUCUGGUGAUGGUGAAGAGGAGAUGGACGGGACUGAGGCAGGACACCACGGUGCCUCCAACACCUACACCCAGAAGCCACUGCACAACUAUAAGAAAGUGUGUUACAUCGCACUAGCGAUUCUGAUCUUCUUUCUUGCUGGUUACCUUAUUGGCUAUGUGACACAUCGUAAGACGGAUGCAGGCAAACUGCCAGGCUCUGAGGGAGUGUCAUGCACCAGUGUGCAGCCAGACAAGGGUAAGGAUGAAGGAGAGAUUGUGGUCCCUGAGCCCACCCUGGACUGGAGUGACAUUACAAGCAUGCUGCAGCGGCUACUGACCUCUGACGAUUUUGACAAAAAACUAAGCGAAUUUGCUAUGGAUAAGCAUGAGGCAGGCAGUGCUAAUGAUGAGGGUCUGGCCACCAAAAUAUUGAACAUUUUUAAGGGCCUGGAAAUGACCCCAUGGUAUGACGAGCACUAUGUUCAGCUACAAGUUCCGUCCAGUGGCAAUCGAAACAAAGUCUUCUUUGACUCUGAGGCGAUUGGACAACCCACAGGAUACUUGGCCUACAGUGCUACAGGAACUGUUUUGGGCAAAGUAGUGUAUGCUAACUAUGGCCAAAUAGAAGAUCUGAAGUACCUGCAGGAUGUUGGAAUGGACCUUCUCCAGAGUGUUGCUCUCAUAAGAGCAGGGAAAAUCAGCCUAGCAGAAAAGGUUGCCAAUGCUGCUAAGUAUGGCGCGGCCGCAGUUUUGAUCUACCCAGAACACGCAAAUGACUUUGAUGGCAGCACUGAACUCUAUGGACAUGUCCACUUUGGAACAGGUGACCCUUACACUCCAGGGUUCCCUUCUUUUAACCACACCCAGUUCCCUCCUGCCAAAUCCUCAGGUCUGCCUAAAAUACUGGCUCAGACCAUCACUGCAGACAUGGCCCUCAAAAUCCAUACGAAGAUGGGUGGAAAAGCAGCUCCUGACGGCUUUCAAGGAAACCUAAGAGGCAUAAGCAGAUACUUCCUAGGAAGUGACAAUGACCUGGUCAACGUAACCGUUAACAAUGUUCUAACUGACACCAAAAUCACUAAUGUCUUUGGAGUCAUCAAAGGUUUCGUUGAUCCAGAUCGUUAUGUGGUAAUCGGCGCCCAGAGAGACUCUUUUGGCAAGGGAUAUGCCAAGUCCACAGUUGGGACCUGUCUGCUGGUGGAGCUCGCUAGAGCCAUCACACAGAUGAAGAAAGAAGGAUUUGUGCCCAGGAGAAGCAUUGUGUUUGCCAGCUGGAGUGCCGGGGAUUACGGCAAUGUGGGAGCUACUGAGUGGCUGGAGGGUUAUCUGGCCUCACUGGACAAAAAAGCAUUUACCUAUAUCAGCCUGGAUGGUGCAGUUGUGGGUGGCAGUGCAUUUAAGGCAUCAGCGAGUCCGUUGUUGUACAGCCUUCUAAAGGAAACACUGAAUGAGGUAAAGAGUCCAACAGAUAAACAGGCGACCCUGCUCCAAACAUUUGCUCGAAAUGAUUUUAAUAAAGUUCUGGAAGAACCCAUGAAAAUGCAGGAUGGUGCCUACCCUUUCCUGGCUUUCUCAGGAAUUCCCUCCAUCUCCUUCCGCUUUUCAGAUACGACCUCUUCAGACUACAAGUUCUAUGGAACAGAUCUGGACAAUAAAGAAAACCUGGACAUUGCCACUCAGCAGCGACUGCGUGAUUACUGUGUGUCUGCUGCUCAGGUGGCUGGGCAGAUGGCCCUCAGACUGGUACACGACCACAUUUUGAGGCUGGACGUGACCUCAUAUUCUCGCCUCAUCAGGAAGCAUGUGGCCAGUAUCAACGGUCAAGUCAUCCAGCUCACACAUGCUGGCAACUUGAAUUCACCCCUGAAAUCUCAGUGGCUGAUUACAGCUGCGGGCUCAUACGGCCGUGCUGCUUCCUCUUUGUUGAAUGACAUUCAGAAUAGUGAGCUCAAGGACGAUGAGAUGAGUCGCAACAUCAACGAUCGUAUCAUGAGGGUGGAGCACAACUUGCUCUCCCCGUAUGUCUCUCCUAGAGAAGUUCCUUUCCGCCACAUCUUUUUUGGCACUGGUAAUUUCACUGUCUCUGCUCUGAUUGACCACCUUAAGAAUCCGAAGAAGGAGGAUGAUGACCUUCUGCGCAACCAGUUUGCCUUAACCACUUGGACCAUCCAAGGCUGUGCCAAUGACCUGGCUGGAGACGUGUGGGCCUUGGACAACUUGAUUUAAUGAGCAGUGUGUUUCAUUGAAACACACAGGCGGGCCUGACAUUACUGUUUGUUUAAGGUGUCGAUUACUGAGGCAGAGUGAGAAACUGAGUAAAGGGUGCUUUAUCGUUUAAGAAGUCAGAAUCUUUCAAUAGCAUAAUUGCCAGGUGUGGCUUAUAAUAUUACAUAAUAUAAUAUAUGAUUAACCUGGCCCAGUACAAUGAACAGUUCAAGAUGAAUUAUACGAAUAUGAAAAACUUAAUGACAUGAAUUACUGUUACUAAGUCCUGCUGAGCUGCUUAUUACAAUUUUCUAGUUGAAUUCUACUGACAUAACCCAGGUUUAAGCCUCAGCUAGGGGCUGUACUGUAUUAAACAAUGACUGAAUUCACUAAUACUUCAACUGUUAGUAUUAAAGCAGACAACUACACUGAAGCAUAUCAAAUUUAAAUAAUUACAGCAUAAGGUAGUAAUGAUUUGCACGAGAUUUACGUUGUAAUCAGCUUGGUUUAUUCUGGAAAGUCAAAGCUGUCUCGUGCUGUUUCAUCUAAUCAGGUAAUUGGAGAGCAAGUCCUCCUGAAUGCUUCAAGUAGUCAUAGCUGCUAAUACAGUAUUUAACCUGGUUGUAUCCAUUUGCAUUUAUUUCAAACCCCCAAAAAUCAAAGCCCUUGCAGGGGCUCUGCCUUUGCCAUAUGUUUGUAAGUGACUGCCUUACCCGUUCAACGUUAACAGAAUUAUGUUUGUAUCUUAUUUAUUUAUCAGUGACAGUGUUCACUAUAAAUGUGUCUUUCUUUUUAUUAUCGGAAGCAGUGCCUUCCAUAAUUGUGACGGUUAUACUGUCAGUUUAUAAAAGCAGCAUCUGCUAUCAGAAAUACAUGUUACCAACAGCUGUCACCAGAAAUUAAAUCUGGACAUCUUUUCUAAAGAGAAAGUAAUGCAUCUUUGUAAUAAUUAUCACCAUUUAGCAAAAAAAAAGGAAAAUCAGGAAAACUUCAUCGUUCUUAAAUCUAAUUUUUAGAUGCACUGCAUCUGUAGUGUAUUACAGUGGACAGAUUUUCAGCAGACAGUUUCCUUGUACUCUUUGUAUAUUUAUUAAUAAUAAAUAACUAAACAAAAUGGAAAACCUGUUAACUCUAAACACAUGUAACAGAAGUGUAAAUAGGUGUAAAAGAAAGUGCUUAUUGACUUCUAUUGUAAAUGUGUUUUGAGUUGACUGAUUUUUCUGUUUUUUUUUUUUCUAGGUACAUGGAAAUGUUUGGGAUAUUAUUGUUCAUAGUAGGUGUCCAUAUGCUGCAGAUGUGGUAGCUACAAUAUUAGAUUAUAAAACGCUGAUGUAUUUCUUAAAUGCUGAACAGUGCAAAACAAAGCUUAGCAAUUUCCCACAGAUAUUGUGAAUUUUAUCAAAUGUUCAGCAUUGCUCUUUGUACAACUUUUCUAUUUGAUAGAAUCUGAGGAAAAAUAAUCUUUUAAUUGCACCUAAAAUAUCUGGCCAUUUCUGUGACAAAGCGUUUUUUUGGAACAUUUAUAUUUCUAUCCUGAAACAUUAUCGGGAGCAGUGUCUUCCAUAAUGUCAAGUGUGAAGGUAGUUUUUGCCUACCAGCGUGUAUAUAUCGGGGGCAGUGUCCCUCAUAUUUCACUGUAGGGUGGAUUAACUUAUCGGGAACAGUGUUUCCCAUAGUUUUUUUAUUACAUAUUUAUUUUCAUUUUUGAUGUUAAUGUGGCUUUUUCUUGUGUUUCUGUUGAAGUCUGUGUUUAACUCUUAAGACAAAUAUGGUGACUCCCCAGUAGUUCCUUUUCAGCCUUUUCAGGCUGAUGUAAUUGUGUUUACUGUAAAUGUUACCAAAAUAUUCAGCCUGGUGGUUCUGGGCUGAAUUGCCUAAAAGCUGAUUUUUAAGUGGUCGAGUGAGCAUCAUACUGAACACACACUUAUCUCGCUACCAUUAAGGAUGAUCUUAGCACCAUGCUACUGUACAUUUAAAACAUCUACUAUACCAUAAUGUGUAGGAUUAGAGAUUUUACAUCAUAAUGUCUUCCUCUUGUGGUUUCAGUAGCUUUUUCUGAAAAGGUAAACACUGGGGAGCAUGUGAAUAUUGUUGUUUCUGAGUUCCUUGAGAUUGCACAUUUCUUUUUUCUGUUUUUUAUUUGUUUGUUUUUUUAUUUGAUUUCUUGAAAUUGUUGUCUGAACAAAACCUUGCAUUUCCAGUUUUACAUAUGAAAACUGACAGAUCUUUACAUUACAAAAACAUUCACAUUUCAUGAUAAACAGAUCAAUAAUAAUGGACCAGAAUUGAAAUUGUCUUCCUACGUUAGCCAAAAAAUGGAAAAUAAAUUUUGUUAAUGCAAGGUUUUGUUCCAACAGUGAUGAAAUAGCGCUUCUAGAGUCUUCGUUCAGUGUUUGCACUUUAGAGUUUCAUGGCAAAAAUCUGCUAAUGGUUGUGGUGUGCUUGCAGUUAGGUUGACUAUAUGGCUUCCUUUUGGCAUCUGUUACUGUCUCUGGUGGAUUGUAAUGCAUAUUAAUCUCUCUCCUUGUCUUAAGCCACAUUUGUUCAGUUUUGUAGAAAUCUACAUAUUGACAAUGAACCUGAUUGGCUAUUGCAUGCUGUUUCUGGACUCACAAAUUUAGAUGUCUUAAAAAUCUUAUGCAGUACAGUAUUCAGACAUGGAAAUCCAGAGAAUUGAUCUGUAUGCUUUAGUUUCAGAAAGGUGCACAGGGUUUAUUACACUGAGAUUGGACUGGUAAUUCCUCCAUCUAUAAAUGAUUUCAUGUUACUGUGUUUAAUUGAAUUAACAAACAUGUCUUUCAAAACAAAAGUAUACUGUGUUACCACUGAUGGUAAGUUUUGACAUUAGGUUGUCAAAGUCAUGAAUUGGUUUAGUUAAAGUUAUUUUGGAUGGACUGUGUAAAUUGGAAAAUGUUUUCUCUGAUCAAUCUGAGUUGUCUUUUGCUGUGUAAUAAACAUGCUGUAUGCUUACUGUCA
Astyanax mexicanus (Mexican tetra) is the source of this 5411-nucleotide messenger RNA. It is a transcript of the gene tfr1b, whose product is annotated as transferrin receptor 1b. Gene Ontology annotation, cellular component: external side of plasma membrane. NCBI's taxonomy places the organism in Eukaryota, Metazoa, Chordata, Actinopteri, Characiformes, Acestrorhamphidae. Gene Ontology annotation, biological process: intracellular iron ion homeostasis; iron ion transport. Bases 123 to 2456 code for a protein of 777 amino acids. The transcript has 19 exons. The record is from RefSeq and is a predicted model, not a curated record.